Molecule: messenger RNA, 729 nt
Organism: Pseudocercospora fijiensis CIRAD86
Lineage: Eukaryota; Fungi; Ascomycota; Dothideomycetes; Mycosphaerellales; Mycosphaerellaceae
Exons: 1
Coding region: 1-729 (242 amino acids)
Source: RefSeq, a predicted model, not a curated record
AUGCCAAAAUCCAUCUCCUUCGACAUCCUCGGAACCUGCUUCGCCUUCGAAUCCGCCAUCCAAGCCAUCCACACCCGUCUGGGCCCCAAACUCGCCCAAGUAAACGCAUCCCCGAAAUCCGUCUUUUUCGGCUGGUUUUUCGCCGCCCAGCGCGAUUUCACCUACACAUCCAUGUCCGGCUCCUACACGCCCAUCGCACAAAUUCUGAAAUCUACGUUCCGGCGCGCGUGCGCGGUGAAUGACCUUCCACUUUCGGAGAUUGGUGAGGGGGAUGUGGAGGCUGUUAUGGCGGAGAUGAAGACAUUGAAGCCCAGGGCUGGGUUGAAGGAGUGUUUUGACGGGUUGAGGGGUGCGGGGUGGGAUGUUUUUGGGGUUACGAAUGGGGGGAAGGAGAUCAGUUUGGGGUAUUUUGAGGGCGCGGGGAUUUUUUUGGAUGGGGGGCAUUUGGUUUCUUGUGAUGAGGUGGGGGUUGCGAAGCCUGAUGGGAGGGUUUAUGAGUUUGCGAAGAGGGUUUUGAGGAGUGCUGGACAUGAUGAGGAGGAGGAGGAGGAAGAGAGGUGGUUUGUUGCGGCUCAUGCGUGGGAUUUGAUGGGUGCGAGGAAGGCGGGGUUUAGGACGGCGUUUUUGAGGUUCGAGGAGCAUGAUCCUUGUACGGAUGUUUUUGGGGAGUUUGAUCUUUAUGUACAGGAUAUGGGGGAGUUGUUGGAGAAGAUGAAGGAGUUGCCGUGA